Molecule: messenger RNA, 1437 nt
Organism: Equus quagga
Lineage: Eukaryota; Metazoa; Chordata; Mammalia; Perissodactyla; Equidae
Gene: APOA4
Product: apolipoprotein A4
Exons: 3
Coding region: 135-1280 (381 amino acids)
Biological process (GO): lipoprotein metabolic process; positive regulation of lipid biosynthetic process; cholesterol efflux
Cellular component (GO): blood microparticle; high-density lipoprotein particle; chylomicron
Molecular function (GO): phosphatidylcholine-sterol O-acyltransferase activator activity; cholesterol binding; phospholipid binding
Source: RefSeq, a predicted model, not a curated record
GGCUGGCUCCAAGCCUCAGUCAGUUCCAAGAGCAGCACAGGUGAGCUGCCUCAGAACUUUUCCUCUGGGCCCCUCUGACUCCAGGAAGGUUCCAGUGUGGUGCGAGACUCUUCCAGCCCAGCGAGGAGCCCAGCAUGUUCCUGAAGGCUGUGGUCUUGACCCUGGCCCUGGUGGCUGUCACCGGGGCCCGGGCUGAGGUCAAUGCUGACCAGGUGGCCACGGUGGUGUGGGACUACUUCAGCCAGCUGAGCAACAGUGCCAAGGAGGCUGUGGAGCAUCUCCAGAAGUCUGAGCUCACCCAGAAGCUCAACACGCUUUUCCAGGACAAACUUGAGGAAGUGAACACCUACAGGACCGAUCUGCAGAAGCGGCUGGUGCCCUUCGCCACGGCGCUGCACGAACGCCUGACCAAAGACUCAGAGAAGCUGAAGGAAGAGAUUCGGAAGGAGCUGGAGGAGCUGCGGGCCCGGCUGCUGCCCCACGCCGACAAGGUGAGCCAAAAGAUCGGCGACAACAUGCGCGAGCUGCAGCAGCGCCUGGGUCCCCACGCGGAGGAACUGCGCGCCCAGGUCAGCGCGCAAGCCGAGCAGCUGCGGCGCCAGCUGAGCCCCUACGCGGAGCGCAUGCAGAGCGUGCUGCGCGACAACGCGCGCAGCCUGGGGGCCUCCCUGACGCCCUACGCCGACCAGCUCAAGGCCCAGAUCAACCAGAACGUGGAGGAGCUCAAGAACCGCCUCACGCCCUACGCCGACGAGCUCAAGGUCAAGAUCGACCAGAGCGUGGAGCAGCUGCGCAGCCAGCUGGCUCCCUACGCGGAGGAUGCCCAGGAGAAGCUGAACCGCCAGCUCGAGGGCCUGGCCUUCCAGAUGAAGAAGAGCGCCGAGGAGCUGAAGGCCAAGAUCUCGGCCAACGCCGACGAGCUGCGGCAGAAGCUGGUGCCCCUGGCCGAGGACGUGCACGGCAAGCUGAGGGGCAACCCCGACGGACUGCAGAAGUCACUGGCCGAGCUGAGCGGCCACCUGGACCGCCAAGUGGAGGAAUUCCGCCGCCGUGUGGAGCCCUACGGAGAGACCUUCAGCAAAGCUUUGGUGCAGCAGGUGGAGGAACUCAGGCAGAAGCUGGGCCCGUAUGCGGGGGACGUGGAAGGCCACUUGAGUUUCCUGGAGAAGGAUCUGAGGGACAAGGUCAGCUCCUUCUUCAGCACUCUCAAGGAGGAGAGCCAAGACAAGCCCCUGGCCCUCCCCGAUCAGGAGCCGGCCCUGGGCCCCCUGGAGAACUGAGCUGCCCCUGGUGCUGGCGCCCCACCACUGACACUUGCCCGGCCCUGCCACCAGUGUGUCCAUCUGUUCCAAAGAAGUUCUUGUAUGAGCUUGAGGACACGUGUCCAGCAGAAAGUGACACUUCCUCUCGCUACUCAAUAAAACUGCUGAGAAACUA